Molecule: messenger RNA, 2115 nt
Organism: Rosa rugosa (rugosa rose)
Lineage: Eukaryota; Viridiplantae; Streptophyta; Magnoliopsida; Rosales; Rosaceae
Exons: 1
Coding region: 1-2115 (704 amino acids)
Source: RefSeq, a predicted model, not a curated record
AUGAAGCCUCAAGGAGCUGAUGAGCAUAUUUUGAAGUUGAAAGCCUUCCCAUUUUCGUUGGCUGACAAGGCAAAGCAAUGGCUCUACGAGUUGCCUAGUGGACGAAUUACUUCUUGGGGAGACAUGAUGAAGGAGUUUCUUGAGAAGUAUUUUCCUACAUCUCGCAUCAUCAUGUUAAGGAAGAAGAUAAGUGGCAUCCAACAAGGGCAAGAUGAGUCCUACGCAGAAUACUAUGAGAGGUUCAAGUCUCUUAUCACUCAGUGCCCUCAACAUGGCAUGAAGGAUGAGACCUUGCUCACUUGUUUUUAUGAUGGUCUCACACCUUUGGAAAGAGAUAUGCUAGAUGCAGCUUCUGGUGGAUCUUUUGUUGACAAGGAGCCUGCGGCUGGAAUGAUCCUUAUUGAGAAUAGGGCCUUGAAUCAACAACAAUAUGGGAACUCUAGGUCCAAGAUCACCACCACACGUGAAAGGGUCCAUGAGGUAAGUACUUUAGCUCAAUUGGAAGAGAAAAUUAACAAACUUACUACUCUUGUGUCUCAGGGAGCACAAGGACAAGUCAUGGUGUGUGGAGUAUGUUCUAUGCAAGGGCAUGUGUCUGACCAAUGCCCUCAACUCAUGGAAGGUGGAGGACAAGAAGGUGUCAACGCCAUAGGUUUCCAACAAGGGUUCCAACGUCCUAGGAAUGAUCCAUUCUCGAAUACUUACAAUCCUGGAUGGAGGGACCACCCUAACUUUCGUUGGAAGGACAAUGACAACGUUCAGAAUGCACCUCAAGGCUUCCAACAACGUCCUCAGGGCUUUUAUCAAAAGUCCCAACCUCCUAACCCUACUCCUUUUAAUUCGAAUUUUAAUUCAAAUGCUUCUUCUUCUUCUAAUGAUGAAUUGAUUCGAACCCUAACUAAAUCUACUCAAGCUUUAAUUGCAGGUCAAACUCAUCAUGGGAAUCAGAUCAAUGCCAUAUCCACGGAUGUGAAUGAGAUGAAGAAGCAAAUGAGUCAAGUUGUGGAGUUUAUGGGUAAGUUCCAUGAGCAAGGAAAGCUACCAAGUGGUACCAUCCCAAAUCCUCACUUUGAGCAAGCCAAAGUCGUCACUACAAGGAGUGGUAAGACCCUUGUAGACCUCCCUAAGCCUCCCAAGAAGAACUCAACGUCAACAUUAGAGGAGGAAGAGGACCCUGCAACGUCCAAGGCUCAAGUGACGUCUCCACCUUCCAAUGCAAAACCGAAACCUCAAGGACAAGUUUCUAACUCUUUCAUUUCGGUUAUUGCUAAUCCAUCUUCUUCUCCUUUGCCUUUCCCAAGCAGAUUUGCUAGAUCCAAGCAAGAUGACGCUGAAAAAGCUAUCUUGGAAACCUUUAAGAAAGUGCAAAUCAACAUCCCUCUCCUUGAGGCCAUCAAGCAAAUUCCUAAGUAUGCCAAAUUCUUGAAGGAACUUUGCACCACAAGGAGACAAAACCGUGAGAAAGAAGUGGUUAGGGUAAGUGAGAAUGUCUCAGCUGUGCUUCAACGCAGAAUGCCAGAAAAGUGUAAGGAUCCAGGGAGUUUCUCUAUCCCUUGUGUUAUUGGAACAAGUAGAUUCGAAAAUGCUAUGCUAGACUUAGGUGCUUCUAUCAAUGUCAUGCCUUAUUCUGUUUAUGAAACUCUAGGUCUAGGUGAGCUUAAACAUGAUAAUGUUAUUAUUCAGUUGGCAGAUCGAUCUAAUGCAUACCCUAAGGGGUUAGUUGAGGAUGUACUUGUGCAGGUUGGUGAGCUAAUCUUUCCAGCUGGCUUCUAUGUCCUUGAGAUGGAGGAAUCCCCAAAGAGUGGAACGCCAUUGUUGCUAGGCCGCCCCUUCAUGAGGACGGCUAGGACUAAAAUAGAUGUUUAUUCUGGCUCACUAACAAUGGAGUUCGAUGGCGAAAUUGUUGGCUUCAACAUCUUUGAAGCAAUGAGGUAUCCUUUGGUUGAUUUUUCAUCAUGUUUUUCUAUUGACAUUCUUGAUGAACUUGCGCAGAAAUUCAUGGAGAUGAUGGAUGAGGAUACUUUGGCUUCAACCAUUGCCAAUGGCGUUGGAAUCUUCAGGAUGACACAACCAUCCCUAAGGAGGAGCUCACGGCCAUUCAUAGUGAUUCCAUAA